This is a messenger RNA of Vidua chalybeata, 2446 nucleotides long. RefSeq names its product exocyst complex component 3 like 2 (gene EXOC3L2). The record is from RefSeq and is a predicted model, not a curated record. NCBI's taxonomy places the organism in Eukaryota, Metazoa, Chordata, Aves, Passeriformes, Viduidae. Gene Ontology annotation, molecular function: SNARE binding. The coding region runs from base 1 to 2415 and encodes 804 amino acids. The transcript has 11 exons. Gene Ontology annotation, biological process: exocytosis; exocyst localization. Gene Ontology annotation, cellular component: exocyst.
AUGCCGCUGCUCCGGAGACCCCCGGGCGGGGCGGCGGAGGGGGGCCCGGAGGACGGGGACCCCUUCGCCGCCAACCCCGAGGGUCGCCGCCGGCGCCGCGCCACCCUGGGCGGGCUGGUGGGGCUGGGGGGCCAGCUGGGCCAGCUCGGGGGCCACCUGGGCCAGCUCGGGGGCCAGCUGGGCCAGCUGGGGGGGCCCUUCGGGCGCGGCCGCCGCCCCCCCCGCGACCCCGCGGGGCCCCGCGGGCGCCGCCGCUCCGAGGACUCGGGGGUCCCGCGGAGACCCCCGGAGGAGGCGGGCGGGGGCAAGCGGGGGUCGCUGCUGCGGCUGGCCCUGGCGACGUGGGGACAGCGCGGCGGCACCGAGAGGGCGUCGCCGGUGGAGGGACAGGCGGGGGACGGCGCGGACGGAGCGGGAGCGCGGCCCGAGAGCGGCGGGAGGGACAAGGACAAGGACGGGGACAGGGACGGGGACAGGGAGCCGCUGUCGGUGCUGGAGAUCCUGGAGCUGAUCCAGCGGCGGGAGCUGGUGGCGGCGGACGCGCAGAUCAUCGCGCUGGAGGCCGAGUGCUCGCUGUCGCCGUCGCGCCCGCCGUCCCCGCGUCCCCUCCCCGCGCCCCCCUCCGCGGGCACCCCGCCGCCGUCGCCGGUCCCGGCGGGCGGGCGGCGGGCGCGGGACGUGGCGCUGCUCUACCGGGCGCUGCUGGCGCAGCUCUGGGCCGUGGUGGGCGAGGCGGUGGCCGCGGGGCGAGCGGUGGCCCCGCUGCGCGCCGUGGUGGCCGUGCUGGAGCAGGAGGAGGCGGCGGACGCGCGGAGCCCGCCCGGGACCCACCCGGGGCGGCCGCGGGGGCUGCGGCGCCGCUGGCGCGAGGCGGUGGCCAGGGCGGCGAGCGAGCGGCUGGCGCAGGUGGCCCCGGCGGGCGGGCUGGGGGCCCGGCUGGCCGCGCUGGCCGCCAGGGUGGUGGGCGACCUGGGGGUCGUGCGGAGCCACGUGGCGCCCGCGUACCCCCCCGAGUACGGCGCGCUCGGGGUCUACGCCCGCGGCUACCACCGAGCGCUGGCCCAGCAGCUGCGGGCGCUGGCCCAGAGGCCCCUGGCCGUGCCCGACCUGUACCUGCUGCUCGACUGGCACAGCAACGCCUACCCCAGGGAGGUUUUGGGGCACCCCGAGGUGGGGGCGCUGCUGCGGGCACAGGAGUUGGGGCCCCUGCUGCCCCCCGAGACCCAGCGCGACCUCGAGAGCUCCUGCAUCGCCGCCGUCAAGGCCAAGGUGGAGGUGGCCGUGGCGCAGGAGCUGCAGCUGAGCGAGGACACGUGGCCCGAGGAUGUCACCAGCCAGGACAUGGAGGAGGGGCUGGCCACGCGCGUCACCGGGCUCAGGGGACACCACGGCCGUGUCCCCACACCCGCGGUGGCCGUGUCCCCACAGCUGCUGCGGGCGCACGUGGACCGAGCCCCCCAGGUGACCCCCGAGUUCGGGCGGGAGAUGGCCCACAGCCUGCUGGGCGUGCUGGUGGCCUUCCUGCACAGUUUCCAGCGGAAGGUGGAGCGGUUCCUGGAAGCCCCCGGCGAGCUCCCCCCGCCCGACGGCGCCCCCGGCCGUGCCAUCGCCUUGGCCAACUGCUGCCCCCCCUUCAGGGCCUUCGCCGAGCGGCUGGCGCAGUUCGGGCACCCCGAGAGCGAGGAGCCGCGGCGCCAGGCCCACGCCGCGCUGGACCGGGUCACCCGCGCCUGCGGCCACCUCCUCACGCGGCGCCUCUUCGAGGACCUCAAGCCCCACUUUGGCAAGCUGAUGAAGCGCAAGUGGCUGACGAGCUCGGACGCCUUCGACGCCAUCGUGAUGCUCAUCACCGGCUUCGCGCAGACGCUGCGCCCUCUGCACCCCGAGCCCCACCAGGUGCUGGUCAGCGAGCUGCACCGCCGCGUGCUCAUCGAGUACGUGCGGCCGCUGCUGCAGGGGCGCCUGGUCUGCGCCUCGGCCAAGGCGCGCGCCCGCGUGGCCGCCCGGCUGGGCGACGAGGCCCGGCAGCUCCGCGAGCUCUUCACGCGCCUGGACUCGGCAUCGCCCUGGCUGGACUCGGUGGUGCCGCGGCUGCGGGAGCUGCUGGUGCUGGAGGACACGGCCGCGCUGCAGAUGGAGGUCGGCGCCCUGGCCAGGGACUUCCCCGACGUCCGGCGGAGGCACGUGGCCGCGCUGCUGGACGCGCGGGGGCUGCGGGCGCAGGGCCCCCGGCGCGAGAUCCUGGGGGUGCUGCAGGAUCUGGGGGGGUCGGAGGCCGAGCCGGGGCCGCCCCCCCCGCCCCGGCACCGGACGUUCUUCUCGGAGCUGCCGGCGCCGCGCCCCGUGCGCUGCCUCCCGUUCCACCUGCCCCGGCUGCGCCUGCCGCGCCGCAGCCCCGCCAGGACCCCCCCGUGACACCCCCCCCCCCCCCCGGGACCCCCAGAAC